Myzus persicae (green peach aphid) is the source of this 1869-nucleotide messenger RNA. RefSeq names its product zinc finger MYM-type protein 1-like. Bases 1 to 1869 code for a protein of 622 amino acids. Lineage: Eukaryota; Metazoa; Arthropoda; Insecta; Hemiptera; Aphididae. The transcript has 5 exons. Gene Ontology annotation, molecular function: protein dimerization activity. The record is from RefSeq and is a predicted model, not a curated record.
AUGAACAAGAAAAAUAAGAAUGAGGUGAAGUCUUUGAAACAUUAUUUUUCAGCAUUACCAUCAAAACCAAAUUCUAAUUCAGACGGUGAUCAGAGAGACCCCGUGAAAGGUUAUCAAAAUGCAAAGAUUUCUCUCACACUUAAUGAAGGUCCAUUUCAACCUAAAAAUGUAUUGUAUCCAUUACGUAAUGGAAGAAUAUUUCGGGAAAUAUGGUUUACACAAUUCAAAUGGCUUGAGUAUAGUGUAACUCUAGACUCUGCUUUUUUCUUCUUUUGUAGAGCGUUUUAUAAAAUUGGUAAAAUGGACGAUGCAUUUACAUGCAAAGGUUAUAGUAAUUGGAAGAAAGCUAUUGAAAAAUUUAAUAAUCACCAAAAAAGUAUCAUGCAUUUAGAAUCUUCGGUAAGAGUUGAUGAAUUUAUAAAACGUUUGCGCAGUAAUAGUACGAUUGUAGACAAAUUAGAUUCUCAGCAUACAAAAGUUGUAGCAGAAAACCGACAAUAUCUAUCAACUGUCUUACAAACAAUUCUUUACUGUGCCAGACAAGGUAUUGCGUUACGCUGGCAUGAUGAAAGUGAAGAAAGUGACAAUCAAGGAAACUUCCUUGAACUUAUGAAACUUAGAAUAAUUGAUAAUGUAAAAAAUGCUGGUAUGUACAGCGUUAUAAUGGACGAAACUCAAGAUUUAAAAAAACAUGAACAAGUUUCUAUUGUUCUCAGAUACUGUGAUAAAAGAUUAAAUGUGAUAGAAAAUUUUAUUGGUUUUUAUAAAACUGACAAAAUGGAUGGUGAAACCCUUUCAAAUUUAUUAAAAAGUACUUUGCUAUCUUUGGACUUAAAAAUUGAAAACAUGAGAGGACAAUGCUACGAUGGAGCUGCCUCAAUGCGUGGUUCUUAUUCUGGAGUAGCUAAACGAAUACGAGAUGAAAAUAAACUAGCUUUGUAUGUGCAUUGUUAUGCGCAUAUACUUAAUUUGUGUGUAGUUGAUGUUUGUGGUAAAGUAGCUCCAAUUAGAAACAUGUUUGGUACAUUAAAUACAAUUUAUACAUUUAUAGGCGCCUCAUCAAAAAGAAACUCAGUGUUUGAUAGAGUUCAAAAAGAAUUGAAUUUGAAUGUGUCAAGUAGCACUCUUAAAUCACUUAGUGAAACGAGAUGGAGUUGUCGAAUUGAAUCUAUUCGUUCUGUCUUAACAAAUUUUAAUUCCAUUAUUUCUACCUUAGAACACAUAAAUGAAACUGACUCCAUUCAUGGAUCUGAUGCAAAUUCAUUAAUAAAAAAAUCACUUCGAAGUGAUGAUAAUUUUAAUCUUUUUUGGACCGAAACUAAACAGUUUGCUACCAAUGAGAAUAUUCAAUUGCCAGAUAUUCCUAGGAAAAGAAAAAUUCCCUCUAGAUUGGGAGGUGGUGAAGAAAACAAUAUCAAAACACUUAAUGCUCUUCAAAGUUGUUUGAUCAACAGAAACUGCUCCGAUCAAAAUAUCUUGGAAGUUUGUAACACAUACGGUAUUAUAAUAGAUGAGUUUAAAGCAGAGUUAAAGUUAUUUGGUAAAAUGUGUUUAUCAAGUAACAUUCCUGAAGAUUUUGAAAAUCAUUUACAAUUUUUCUUGUCUAAGGACUUAAUGGGUUCAUUUGAAAAUAUGUAUACAAUUUUUAAAAUAUAUUUAUCGAUUCCCAUGAGUUCUGCUUCUAGUGAACGUUCUUUUUCGUCUUUACGUCGUCUCAAGACAUUCACUAGAAACACUAUUGGUCAAGAGAGAUUAACUAACAUAGCUAUUUUAAAUAUAGAAAAGUUGUACCCAAUAAAUCUUGAUAAAAUUAUUGAUAAAUUCAAUGCAGAAUCAACCCUAAGAGGCAGAAGACUACAGUUAAUAUAA